GAUUAUUUUUAUCAAAAUUUCUAGUUUGACGUUUUUUCCUGCACUACUUUUGUUCCUAGCGUACAAUUCCAAUUAAAAUUCUUCACCGUCCGCGCAUAAUCUGAAGCGAAUCUCGUUCGAAGUAUAACAUUCCCACGCGAGCGACGGAACGACGACGACGACGACGACGACGACGACGACGACGAUGAUGACAGAGACGGAGAACGCAUGUAGAGAGCUUCUUGGGCGCGCGCGCCGAUCUGGCGCUCAGUCUACACGCGACAGUCGUCCCGUGAGUGGAAAUAAAGUUGAACUGUGUGCGACUCGACAGAGAGCUUAUCAUGAGGUAUGUUGCGGCUCUCGACGUUGGCACUACGACCAUUCGCUGCCACAUCCUCAACGAAGCAGGCGAAAAUGUUGCCAUUAACUCCGAAAAGGUGGAGCUGUUAUAUCCAAAGCCCGGUUACGUGGAAAUUGAUCCGGACUGGCUGUGGGAUAGCAUAGUUCGAGUAAUUCAGCAAUGCAUCAAGGAAAGUGGUCUUGAACCAUCGAAGAUAGAAGCUCUGGGCAUAUCGACGCAGCGCAGCAGUGUAAUUACAUGGAACACUGAUAGCGGCAAACAUUAUCACAACUUCAUAACAUGGAAGGAUCUACGCGCAGACUCGAUGGUCAACUCGUGGAACUCGUCCCUGACGAUGCGGGGCUUACGCCUGGGCUCGAAACUCCUCUACGCGGUAUCUCGCAACAAGCGAUAUCAAGCUGGCAGUGUCCUUCGAUUGAUGAAUACCCAGAUGACGCUGCGGCUGUUGUGGGCACUGGAGAACGUGGACGGCCUGCGGGAAUCGGCUGACGCCGGAAAAGCGGUCUUCGGCGGUGUUGAUUGUUGGCUUCUCUACAAAUUGACCGGCCAGCAUAUAACAGACGUAUCGAGCGCUUCCGCUACGGGACUCUAUGAUCCGUUCACUCUGAAAUGGGCUGGCUGGUCCCAGAAUCUCUUCAACCUGCCCAGCUCGAUGUUUCCGCGUGUUGUCGACACGGCUGGUAAUUUCGGUCGACUACCGGCUUCGCUUUUUGGUGCGGAAAUACCUAUCGCUUGCUUGAUGGCGGAUCAAUCUGCUUCGCUUUUAGCCUCUGGCUGUUUCAAACCUGGAGACCUCAAGCUAACCAUGGGCACUGGUAGCUUCAUUAAUGUCAAUACCGGUGACGAGCCCCAUGCUUCUGUUUCAGGUCUUUAUCCCUUGGUUGCCUGGCGAUUAGGAACUGAGUUAGUUUAUGUUACCGAAGGUUCAUCGAAUGAUACUGGUACCAUUAUCGAAUGGGCUAAAUUUUCAGGAAUCAUUCAGGACGAAUCGGACACUUACACGUUAGCUACUUUCGUGAAAGAUUCAGAUGGAGUUUGCUUUGUUCCCGCCUUUAGUGGUCUGCAGUCACCGAUCAAUGAUCAGAAUGCUGCAGCAGGAUUUAUCGGUAUAAAGCCAACCACACAGAAAGCUCACCUUGUUCGCGCGAUGAUGGAGGGUUUAGUUUUCAGAGUAGUGAUGAUUUAUAAUUGCUUACAACGCGAAACAUUUUUUUCGUACCACAAGAUAAGGGUCGAUGGAGGAGUAUCACAAAAUGACUUUACCAUGCAGCUUUUGUCUGAUAUGACUGGAUUAGAAGUUGAGCGUAGUACGAGUAGCGAAAUGUCAGUUUUAGGUGUAGCCUUUUUAGCUGGAUUACAUCAAGGUAUUUGGAAAAGUAAGGACGACAUCCUAAAGCUUCGCCGUGUCGAGAAAACAUUUUAUCCCAACAUGGAGAGGAAAGCUUCCUAUGCGAAGUCGUUCGAAAACUGGAAAAAGGCCGUAGAAAGGGUCAAAGAUUGGUACUGACCAAGCGCUCCCUCCAAGUUGCCAGACCUUGAAAAAGACGACGAAGCUUUAAUAGCAAGACAAGAGAGAAGGUGGAGUUGCAUGAAAAUCUUUAUAGGAAUUAUCAUAUUGAUAUACAUAGUCAAAGUAUUGCGAACUUUUUGAAAGAAUUUUUUGUGUACUUUAAAAGUAUUUUCAUAGAAAAUGCUGAGAUUAUAGCCAAUUUAACGUAUUGUACCUAUGUAAUACGCGUGUAUAGGAAAAAGUCGUACAGUAUGACUCCACUUAGAGUAAACAUAGGCUAAGACUUCCUUGUCAUAAUAAACAGGGUUGUAAUCUUUUUAGCUCGUAUAUUUUCUUACGACAAAUCACAUGUAAAGUAUAUUAGGGGUGUCAUACUGUUGGACAAACUUUUGUACAAUAAUAAUGUGAUAAUUAAGAAUUGAAGAUUUACCGUGAAAAAAGUAGAGAAAUCUUACGAAUUGACACAUAAGUCACUUAUGUAAACACUAGUAAUUUACAAGUGCCUUAUACACAAAAAUCUCUGUUACGGAGAGAAUCAUAUGUAAAUUGUGUAUUUUGAUACUCAUAUUUUCUAAAAAAAAAUAAAAAAAUAUGCUUAGUUCAUCCACAAAA
Molecule: messenger RNA, 2462 nt
Organism: Nasonia vitripennis (jewel wasp)
Lineage: Eukaryota; Metazoa; Arthropoda; Insecta; Hymenoptera; Pteromalidae
Product: putative glycerol kinase 5
Exons: 11
Coding region: 321-1847 (508 amino acids)
Biological process (GO): glycerol metabolic process; glycerol-3-phosphate biosynthetic process; triglyceride metabolic process
Cellular component (GO): mitochondrion
Molecular function (GO): glycerol kinase activity
Source: RefSeq, a predicted model, not a curated record